This is a messenger RNA of Ramularia collo-cygni, 669 nucleotides long. Its product is annotated as related to MND1 Mnd1/Hop2 complex promote meiotic chromosome pairing and DSB repair. The transcript has 3 exons. The record is from RefSeq and is a predicted model, not a curated record. NCBI's taxonomy places the organism in Eukaryota, Fungi, Ascomycota, Dothideomycetes, Mycosphaerellales, Mycosphaerellaceae. The coding region runs from base 1 to 669 and encodes 222 amino acids.
AUGGCACCCAAGGUCAACUGCAACCCGCUCAAGCUGGCAAAAUGCCAUGCCUACUUCCAGAGAUCAGGCACAGCACACAACUCCAAAGAGCUGGAGAAGCAGCUAGUGGCAGCCUCCGGGAUCAGUGGCAUGCAAGUCAAAGACUAUCUUCAGACUCUCGUGGAUGAGAAUAAAGUCAGAUGUGAGAAGAUUGGCUCCGGAAACUGGUACUGGUCGUUUCCAUCUGCAAAUAAGAUUUCCAAGCAGAAGCUCCUGGAUGAAGCACAGUCCCUCCACAACAAAGUCGACGUCCUUGUGCAAGACCUCAGGAGCAAGAUCAUCGAGAAAGCCACCCAGCUUGAAGAGGAAGAGGAAAUGCUCGACAACCCAGGAGAGUCUCGUGCAGAAGUGGUGGCUGCCAAAGCCGAACUUGAAAAAGAGCUCAAAGAUCUGCAAAAGGAGCUGGCUACUUACAGCGAGAGUGAUCCCACCGAGGUGGAGCGCAAGAAAGUGGAGGCGAAAGUGUGGUACAAGGAGGCGGAUGAGUGCUCUGAUCAGAUCAACUCCAUAGAGGACUGGUACAAGAAGCAGGGCCACCACGACAUGGUGAAGGAGUUGCAGAAGGGACUUUAUGGCGAUGAGUAUGAUGAAGAAGAGGGCGGACUGCGAGACCUUGUUUUCACUAUCUGA